GCGACGCAAACGGUUCGUAAUUCGUGCGCUCUUUGCGAAAUAUUUCCAAACAAAACACAACACUCCAAAAAUAUUCAAAGUCGCGCGUGCGUAGAGCGAGAGAGUUUAGUGCAGUUUUGAAAUAGUUGAACAACAUUGUGAAAUACUCGAAACUAAACUGAAUGAUGAGUGCAUAAAACAUAAACAAAUUGUAAACACAGCAAAUAAACAAAUUUUGAUAAAACUCAUCAAUUGAAACACUUUGGGAUUAGUUUCAAUUUGAACAAAAAAUUAAAACAAACGCUAACAAAAUGGUACGCAGCUUGGCUCAGUGGACAAAAACGUUGAGUUUUCCCUCACGUCUGUCGCCCAAUCGCAAUUCAAAGGAUUGCUCCACAUUGGCCAGCCCAAUGCCACCGCCAACGCCACCGCGCAACAAAACCAAAGGUCACAGCAAUUGCGCCACAUCGCGCUCCUCCUCAUCGACAGUGUCCUCUUCCCAUUCAUCGUCGGCUGCUUCACACAAUUCCCCAACGCCGGGAAGCAAUAGUAACAACAAUAACAUCAACAAUAUGCCCAUAACGGAACUGGAACAGAUCAUCUAUCCCGGUCCCGAUCCAAAACAGAACAUCAUGGGUUCCCUGGUCUUUUGCAUACACCACAAGCAAGGCUGCAAAUGGUCUGAUGAGCUGCGUAAACUUAAGGCACAUCUUAACACAUGCAAACACGAUGCCACCCAGUGUCCCAACAAAUGUGGCGCACAAAUACCGCGCAUCAUGAUGACAGAUCACUUGCAAUACACUUGCACUAUGCGACGCACCCGCUGCGAGUUCUGCCAAAGCGAAUUCUCAGGAGCAGGUCUUGAGGAGCACAACGGCAGCUGUGGCCAGGAGCCGGUGUAUUGUGAGGCCAAGUGCGGACAGCGCGUGCUGCGUGGUCGCAUGUCGCUGCACAAGUCCAAGGAUUGUGCCAAACGUUUGCGUCGUUGUGCCCACUGCCAGCGUGAAUUCUCUGCGGACACGUUGCAGCUGCAUGCGGCACAAUGUCCGCGCACUCCACUCGCCUGCCCCCAGCGCUGUGAUGCGGGUCCCAUUGCACGCGGCGAGCUGGAGGCACAUCUGCGUGACGAGUGCCAAUCGCUGGCGGUGUCGUGCAGCUUCAAGGAAGCCGGUUGCCGUUUCAAGGGUCCCCGGCAGCUGCUCGAUGCGCAUUUGGAGAACAGCGCUGCCGCACACUUAUCCAUGAUGGUGGCGCUGAGCAGCCGACAAGGUCAGCAGAUACAGAUGCUCAAGUCUGCCGUCUCCAAGCUGUCCAUUAACUACACCGGCACGCUGCUGUGGAAGAUCACCGAUUGGUCGGCAAAAAUGUCCGAGGCACGCGGCAAGGAUGGCUUGGAGUUGGUAUCGCCACCUUUCUACACCUCUCAGUACGGCUACAAGUUGCAGGCAUCGAUGUUCCUCAAUGGCAACGGCCCAGGGGAGAACACACACGUUUCGGUGUACAUUAAAGUGCUGCCCGGAGAAUAUGAUGCGCUACUGAAAUGGCCAUUCUCGCACUCCAUCACAUUUACGCUGUUCGAACAAGGCGCUCAGAGUGGACAAGGCGGUGUGGCUGAAUCGUUUGUGCCCGAUCCAACCUGGGAAAACUUCCAGCGGCCAUCGAAUGAACCGGAUCAACUGGGUUUCGGAUUUCCACGCUUUAUCUCCCACGAGCUGCUGCACAGUCGCCCCUUCAUCAAAGGCGACACAGUCUUUCUGCGCGUCAAGGUCGAUCCCAGCAAAAUUGUGGCCGUCUAA
Molecule: messenger RNA, 1775 nt
Organism: Drosophila nasuta
Lineage: Eukaryota; Metazoa; Arthropoda; Insecta; Diptera; Drosophilidae
Gene: Traf4
Product: TNF receptor associated factor 4
Exons: 2
Coding region: 291-1775 (494 amino acids)
Biological process (GO): positive regulation of JNK cascade; regulation of canonical NF-kappaB signal transduction; regulation of apoptotic process
Cellular component (GO): plasma membrane signaling receptor complex
Molecular function (GO): tumor necrosis factor receptor binding; zinc ion binding; ubiquitin protein ligase binding
Source: RefSeq, a predicted model, not a curated record